CACCUGCGCUGCAACGGGGGCUCUCCCUGGGAGACGAAGUGACAACUAUUUCUAGCACUGCUUUGUGGGUCCAGAAUGGUUGUCAUUUCCUUUCUCCAUUCAACAACGGGGGAAUUUUUGGGGUAAAAUUUUUGUUGCACAUAGCGCCACCUUAGUGUCCUUUAUCAGGCCAGGAAACACAUAGCUGCUUUCUUCCAGGAAUAGCGCCACACGUGUCCCCAGGUUGUGUCUGGUAUUGCAGCUCAGCUCUAUUGAAGUGAAUGGACUGCAAUUCCACACACAGCCUGUGAAACUGGAGUGGCGCUGUUUUUUGAAGAAAGCGUACAUAACCCUCGAAACAUUAUGUAGAUAAGGUGCCGGUCCGGACUAAUCCGAAUCCUUCAGGUCUGGAUGAUAGGAUAGACAAUCUCCAAAUCGGAUUGGCCACGUGGCCAGUUCGGGCUGACAGUCAGUUCCGUUCAUGUGCAUGGAUUUCUACAAGCCUCACUGAAAUGAAUCCUAGAUGUCUGCCGUGUGUAUGUUCUCUUUGCAUUGAGGCAUGUCGAGGUGAAGCUCAGCCCUUGAAAUUAGCACUAAGGGGCGUGGGCGACUGCCCUGUGGCCAAUAAGUGGCAGAGUGGGUUGGUCCAGGUGGCACGCUCAGGAUACACCUGCUGUUAUAUGCUUCACUAAGUCACGCCCCCGACCAUACACAGGUGCUGACACUGCACAGCUCAACUAGACAAUGUUAUGUGGAGACACCUCUAACACCUUGCUGCUCCAGCAUCUACUACUACCUCCAAUGUCCACACAAGACAGGAAGUGCCCGCAUGUGGACGUCUGAUCUCCUUUCUUUUUUAAGAAUCCUUGGUUUUUAGCAGUUUUAUUUUAAUAUUUUACUUCAUUUUAGCCUUACUUUUACUUUCUAAACUGGAGACCUGGGAGAUGGAGAGGACAACCCCCCAAACGUGCGUCUUCAAUACAGCGUUGAUCAUCGCUCUCGUGUUUGUCGCAAGUGUGGAGAUGACUGAUUUUUGUGGAAGCAUGGACAUCCGGAGUGAUGUCAGCCAGCUCCGUAAAUUGGAGAACUGUACCGUCAUCCAAGGUAAUCUACAGAUCCUACUUAUGUUUGGCACAAAGCCCGAGGAUUUCCGAGGCCUGAGUUUCCCUCGUUUGACCAUGAUCACAGAGUAUCUUCUCCUGUUUCGGGUCUACGGCCUAGAAAGUCUUCAGGAACUCUUUCCCAACCUUUCUGUGAUCCGAGGUACUCACCUGUUCUUCCACUACUCCUUGGUUAUCUUUGAGAUGCCUCACUUACGGGACAUAGGACUUCACAGUCUCACCAAUAUACUACGAGGGGCAGUCCGCAUUGAACGUAACCAGGAGCUCUGUCACAUCUUCACCAUAGACUGGUCACUGUUGUCGGACAUGGAAGACAACCACUACAUUGUCGGUAACAAGCCAGUAGAGGAGUGUGCAGAUGUUUGUCCCGGCGUCCUGAAAUCCUUAUGUGUCAAGACUGUAAUAAGUGGAGUGGAGGAACCACGGUGCUGGACGUCUCGUUACUGCCAGAAAGUGUGUAACUGUGGUAAAGACACGGCCUGUACGAGCGGCGGAGAUUGCUGUCACCCUGAGUGCCUGGGAGGCUGCAGUUCCCCAAGAGACAGCUGGACCUGUGUGGCAUGUCGUAAUUUCUUCUUCAAUGGCCAGUGCUUGCCUUCCUGCCCAGCUAACACCUAUGAAUAUGAGGGCUGGAGAUGUAUCACCGCAGAGUACUGUGCCAGUCUGGUCAAGGUCUCUGAGAACUCCAGGGAGUCUUCCAAGUUUGUCAUCUAUGAGAACCGCUGUCUCUCAGAGUGUCCAUCGGGAUACACCAGGAAUGAGAGCAGUUUUGUCUGCCACAAGUGUGAGGGUCACUGCCCAAAGACUUGCAAAGUUGGGACCAAAGCCAUUGACUCCAUCCAGACUGCAAAAGAGCUGACUGGCUGCACAUACAUCGAAGGAAGUCUGAUCUUCAACAUCCGCCGAGGAAAUAACCUGGCUUCCGAGCUUCAGCGAAGUUUGGGUCGUAUUGAGACCAUCACAGGAUUCCUAAAAAUUAAGCAUUCGUUCGCUUUGGUGUCACUAUCCUUCUUAAAAAACUUGAAGCUAAUCAGGGGAGAAGCCAUGGUGGAUGGGAAUUAUACGUUGUACAUCUUGGACAAUCAGAAUCUACAACAGCUAUGGGAUCCAAACCACGAAAGCCUGUCUAUCCCCACUGGGAAAUUAUACUUUGCUUUCAAUCCCAAACUCUGUCUAUCAGAGAUCCAUCAAAUGGAAGAUCUAAGCGGAACAAAGGGGAGACAAAACAAAGCUGACAUCAACCCUCGAACCAAUGGAGAUCGGGCCUCAUGCAAGACCGAAACUCUAAGAUUUGUAGCAAAUAUGACCGAAUCUGACCGCAUAUUCCUAAAAUGGCAACGAUACAAGCCAGAUAACACAGAUCUUGAGAGCUUUGUUGUCCACUACAAAGAAUCACCCUUCCAGAACAUAACUGAGUACCUCGGACUAGAUGCCUGUGGUGCCAACAGCUGGAACGUUGUAGACUUGGAGCUGCCUUUGAACACUGAACAAGAACCAAGUGUCACUUUGUUAAACUUGAAACCUUGGACACAGUAUGCAGUAUAUGUCCGAGCCAUCACUUUGACUACAGCGGAGGAAGGACAGAGCUUUGGUGCGCAGAGUGACGUAGUGUAUAUUCGGACUAAACCAGCAGCACCAACUGUUCCUCAAGAUGUUAUGAUCAUGUCUAACUCUUCAUCACAUCUAAUUGUACGAUGGAAGCCCCCAAGCCAACGCAAUGGAAACCUUAGCUACUACCUGGUUCUCUGGCAGCUGAUGGUGGAAGAUCAGGAGCUGUAUAGCAAUGAUUACUGUACAAAAGGUCUGAAGCUUCCCACUAGCAGUGCUGAUACCAGGUUUGAUAAUGACGAUGAAGUCAAUCCAGAUGCUGAAGAUAAGUGUUGUCCAUGUCAAAAAAAUAGUGGCCAACUCCUAGACAUAGAUAAGGAAUCCUUUCAGAAGAAGUUUGAGAACUUUCUGAGGAAUACAGUCUUCAUACCAAAGCCUCCAUGGAAAGUGACUUUAAUCAGCAAGAAUAAUCAGAGAUCUCAAAAGAAAAGAGAUGUGUCUGGAAUAAUUGGAGAAGCUCAUGGGAAUAUUUCCUUCGUGGAAGGAUCUGUAAGUCACACCAUUAACAACACUUCAGUGGAGUCCAAGCCUUAUACUUACAAGGACAAGGUCUUCCGAGACAGAAUGGUUAUAUCCAACCUUAGGCACUUCACGGAGUACAGGAUUGACAUCCAUGCUUGUAACCACGCGGCAGACAUUGUUGGAUGUAGUGCCGCAACCUUUGUAUUUGCUAGAACUAUGCCAGACGCACACGCCGAUAACAUUGUUGGUAACAUUACUUGGACGUCCACUGGACCGAACAUGAUCCUUAUAAAAUGGGAAGAACCAAAGAAUCCCAAUGGUUUAAUCCUAAAGUACGAGAUCAAGUACAAGCGAGAACAUGAGGAGGGACCUUCAACAGUGGUAUGCGUAUCUCGGCAAAGAUUCCAAAGAUACAACGGUGCCCACCUCACUGUUGUGGAACCUGGGAACUAUUCAGCUCGAAUCAGAGCCACAUCCUUAUCAGGCAACGGAUCGUGGACAGAGCCCAUCGUUUUCUUUGUGCUUGGCCCAAGUGAGACACAAUCUGAGAACUUCUACCUUCUACUCAAAGUGAUGCCAAUAUUGCUGUUGCUGAUCAUUGCCUGUCUAGGCUUGUUCGUCUUCUUCUACAACAAGAGAGGAAAGAACAAUGGCUACCCCAGUGGAGCUAUGUACGCCUCUGUUAAUCCAGAGUAUUUCAGUGCCUCGGAGAUGUACGUUCCUGAUGAGUGGGAGUUUCCAAGAGACAGAAUUACCAUCAUCAAGGAGCUUGGCCAAGGUUCCUUUGGCAUGGUAUAUGAAGGUGAAGCCAAGGAGAUUGUGAAAGGAGAUCCUAUAACCAGAGUCGCUCUGAAGACCGUCAAUGAGUUAGCCACCAUGAGAGAAAGGAUAGAGUUCUUGAAUGAAGCAUCUGUGAUGAAGGCGUUUAUCUGUCCUCAUGUGGUUUGUCUACUGGGGGUUGUGUCUCAGGGACAACCAGCUUUGGUUAUUAUGGAACUCAUGACCAGAGGAGAUCUAAAGAGUUAUCUACGUUCCUUCAGAGCAGAUGAUGAGAAUAAAGAUAACCACACUCCUCCAUCCUUAAAGGAAAUGAUUCAGAUGGCAGGUGAAAUAGCUGACGGGAUGGCUUAUUUGAAUGCCAAAAAAUUCGUACAUCGAGAUUUGGCAGCUCGUAACUGCAUGGUAUCUGAGGACCUUACCGUAAAGAUUGGAGAUUUUGGCAUGACUAGAGAUAUUUAUGAAACUGACUACUACCGUAAAGGUGGAAAGUCUCUACUUCCUGUCCGAUGGAUGUCUCCAGAAUCUCUUAAAGAUGGAAUCUUUACCCCACACUCGGAUGUCUGGUCUUUUGGUGUGGUCCUGUGGGAAAUUGCCACCUUAGCAGAGCAGCCUUAUCAAGGCAUGUCUAAUGAACAAGUUCUACACUAUGUCAUAGACAAUGGAAUCUUGGAGAAACCUGAGAAUUGUCCUGAUAGACUUCUCCAUUUUGUUUCCAGACAUGAACUGAUGCGUUGGUGCUGGCAGAAAAAUCCCAAAAAUCGUCCAUCGUUCAUACAGAUUCUAGAGAGCAUUAAAGCUGAGCUAAAGCCCAGCUUCCACCAGAUCGCCUUCUAUACUACCUACCAAAAACGUAGAGAAUCGCCUGAAUUGUCUGACCUUGACCUAGAUCAGACAACAAAGAACCUCCUGGAAAUCUCUCCACCAGCAUCUUCAUCUUCAUUCUCCAACUUUUCAUCUUUGUGCAAAGUUGAGAAGGACCAGGCAUUACAUGCCAUAAAUGCCAAGGAGAGUCUUGGUGCCAAGAAGAACAUUUAUCACAUGAAUGGGAAUGCAAAGCACUGAAAAGUCAUGGCUUCUUGUGGGUCCAUGUGAGACUCUACUCAUGUACUGACAUUGCAUGGACUGGCAUACAAUCAUUUUGACAGUUGUCUUACUGUCAAUCAUCUUCUCAAAAAAUUCACUACUCAAAUUUGAUUUAAUCCUUGUGGUCCUGACUGCCAAGCGGAGUCUUCACUAGGUGCUUGACGGACAGCUUGUAGCAGCAAACUGGACAGAAAUGGCUCCAUGGACUUGAGUUGAUAUGAAGAUGUUCUGAUUUUUAACGUUUUAGUUUUUUUUUUAACGUACUGUAAAUUGGACAUUAUGAGCGUGAGAUUUAUUUUUAAUUGUAACGUUAUGGUGUUUAUAGAUGAGUAAGGAAGGAUGUCAGAUGCUGAACUGGAGCUAAGCUCUUUCUAGGACUUUUGCCUAUCAUCAGAAGGUUGGUGUAGAAGGCACCUGAGUUUGGCUGCCAAGUCCUAUCUCCACCCUUUAAUGUUUUAGCCCAGUUUAAGUUCUUUGUUAUCUCAGGGAUGUCCCACAUUUUCUUAUUUAUGACCUAUUUUUUACCAAUACAAACAAUUGUUUCGGAAAGUAUGUGAAAGAUGUAGAAGAUGGCCACCCUCAUUAGAUGGCACUUCAGGCAGCACGGUGUCUUACCAAGCUGUAUUAAGGAAGUUAAGGUUUGCUGGAUUAUUUUAUAAAAAUUUGAUUCUAAUUUAAUGUAAGCCUCACUAAAUGAAUAUAAUGAAUCUUUCAGUUUUCAGCACUUACCAUAAGUUUAAGGUACGUUAUUCAGAUUAUAGUAAGGGCUGAUCUGAUGCCAUAUUACGAAAGUGUUUUCUCCUAGUAGUAUAGCUUCUGGGGAAGUAUCUAUGAUAUGAGGAGGACAGAAAGACCUAAGAUGCCAUGGAUACUCUGAGCCUCCAUACCGGUUCCAUGCAUGUGGCUUCAGCAUGUCCAUGA
Messenger RNA from Bufo bufo (common toad), 5954 nucleotides. RefSeq names its product insulin receptor related receptor (gene INSRR). The record is from RefSeq and is a predicted model, not a curated record. The transcript has 22 exons. Bases 924 to 5012 code for a protein of 1362 amino acids. Gene Ontology annotation, biological process: protein autophosphorylation; glucose homeostasis; positive regulation of MAPK cascade. Gene Ontology annotation, molecular function: phosphatidylinositol 3-kinase binding; ATP binding; insulin receptor activity. Gene Ontology annotation, cellular component: axon; membrane; insulin receptor complex. NCBI's taxonomy places the organism in Eukaryota, Metazoa, Chordata, Amphibia, Anura, Bufonidae.